AUGGGAGAGAUGCAGCCUCCAGAGGAUCACGGGGAAAAGGAAAAAGAUAAGAACGAUGCUCUUAAAGAUUUGGUGUACGUCAGCAAAACUGGAAAGCCAGAGGAUUUCAAGCUGGACGAGGACGGCGGAGUUUCUGGAAUCUCGUCCUUUGAGGAUGUCCUGGAAAUGAUUGACCCUACAGGUCGCUGGAACCUGGCUACAUUGAUCCGAGAAAAACUGCAAAUUCUUCAAUUACGAUUACGCCAAGGCGGUGGAGAUGGGCUACGAGGCCGCCAUGAAAACCGGGGUUCGAUCUCCAUCGGGGACGGAAGCCCCAUCUACUGUCAGUCUCGUGACUUCAACGUCAGUCAUUACAGCCUGACGCUCGUCGCCGAGUGGGAUCUGGUGUGUGAGAGACGCGCUUUGUACUCAACAACUCAGUCUGCAUCCCAGAUCGGAAUCGUUUUUGGAGCUCUGUCCUGUGGGUACUUGAUGGACAGGUUUGGUCGGAGACCCGUCAUCCUUACUUGCGUGGUGGCGAGCAUCUUUGCUGCGUUGGGAGCUGCCGCCUCUCCCACCUUUUCCGUCUACGUUUUGCUGAGGAUUCUCAUAUCCUUCUUCGUCUUCGGACAUGCUACCGGUUCCUUCAUAUAUGUCAUGGAGAUUUGCUCGCCCAGCCAACGUUCGUCGGUGGGCACCGUUGGGGGCGUGCCCUGGUCGUUGGGGUACAUGAUUGUCCCGGGCAUCGCAUACCUCAUCAGACCUUGGAGGUGGCUGCAGGUGGCUUACUCCAUUCCGAUGUUUUAUCUGAUAUCUUAUUAUUGGUUCAUGCCUGAGUCACCACGUUGGUUGAUCGCUAAUGGUCGCUAUGAUCAAGCCGUCGAAAUCUUUUCCGAAGCUGCCAGAGUAAAUGGACGCUCUUUCCCGCCGGCGGGAGCCAUGGUCGCAUCCUUGAAGAAGAUGUCUGCAGUGGUCGAGGCCAAGCCAAAACAAAAGCUCUCCCGCGCCAUCAUCGACAACCUGAAACAUUUCCUGGUACUGGUGCUGAGGAAAGAAUACAGGAUGACCAUACUCAUCAGCUACUUCUGCUGGUGUGCAGUUUCUAUGGUGUAUUACGGGGUUUCACUCAACUCAGGAAACUUGAGCACUGAUCCUUACAUGUACGUCUUCUUGGGAGGUUUGGCCGAAAUACCUUCUUUCUUCAUAACGUGGUUCUUAGUGGCGCGGAUAGGGAGGAGACUUGCUCUGAUGCUCUGCUACUCAGUCUGCGGAGUCACCAUCUGCACUGUGGCCAUCCUCUUGGCGACACAAGAUUCAGUGUCUUCGGAACUACUGAUGUUCCUUUCAUUGACGGGGAAGACAGCCAUCUCGGCGGCUUUCAUCAUCGUCUACAUCUACACCGCUGAGCUCUUCCCGACUCGGUACCGAUCCUUGGCCGUCGGGGAAUCCAGCAUGAUGGCUCGAGUCGGGAGCAUCACUUCGCCUUACAUCAACGAUCUGCUGGGCGUCGUCAUCACCUGGGGUCCCUCGGCCCUUUUUGCAGCCAUGUCAGCGGCAGCCGCGGCCCUGUGCUUAUUUCUGCCCGAGACGAGAGACUCCAUCACGGAGGAGAAGGUGGCGGCGGCGCCUAAGCAAGGCGCAGAAGAGGGAGGUCCCGUAGUAGUAGAUACCAGAACGCCGACGAAGCAGGCCAAAGCGAACGAGGCCUUUGAGGAUGACUGAUUUUGAUUCGCUAUUUUCCCUUUUUAUUUUAUUAUACUUUAUUUUAUUUUGCUUUCUGCUUUUGUUUUUUUGUACACUUUUUUUUAGAUAGCAUUUUAAACCCCUUUCGUUUUUGUUUUUGUUAAGGACAUUUUGUGAUCAAAUGUUAGAGCAGAAGAGUACUUGUCGGCAACAUUUUAUUGUAAUUAGGUAUCUUUUAACUUUUUAUGUUUUUAGAUGACUUUUUAUUUAUCGACUUUGUUAUUGAUUUGCAUGAAAAGACAUUAAACAAAACAAUUUUUAAGUCCCUGUGUCUUUUUCAUAUAAAUAUUAUGCUUGAAGAGCAAUGUUACAUAUUUAACUAAUGUUUGAGGAGUUCUUUUACCUUCUGCUUCAAGAAGGAAAUAAAAAGAAUCUUAUUUGGGAAAGUUGUUCUUAGCUGGAGGUGUCUAAAAGCACCAUAAAUGAGUUAUUUAAAAAAAAAUUGAAUUUGACGUUUUCCAAGACCCUACUUAGUCACAGGUACACCGGAGCAUGGAGCUGAAACAUGUGAGUUCAUAUAGCUACUUUUCAGAACGGAAAACUGACGCGUCAUUCGUGAAUAAAAAUGCGCAUGCGCAGAUAUUACUGUAUUGACGCCAGGUUUCUUUUAGUUGACAUUUUGGCAUUCGCAGUGCAUACGCGUUACGGAGUGCAUACCGAGUCUAAAAGAGCACGUGUCUGUGAUUGGUUACACUUUCUACCAGGGAAAAAGGCAGCUUAAACCGGCAGUUGCGUCCGGUACGUCCCAAAGAACCAGAUAUAUACCAGUAAUUCUGCUAGUCAAGUCUUUUAACCACGACUUUUUAUUUUCUUUUAUUUUUGGUGUCGUACUGUGCUUCCAAAUGUCUGAUUAAUCUUUUUAUUUAUCUUUUGAGUGAUUGACUGGGUUGAUUCAGUGAUUUAUCAUUUAUUAAUUCAUUUCUUAAAUUGUUCUUUUUCACAUGAGGACGUUGUGGUAUUUGAAAAUGCGUUUAGCAAGGUAAUAAUAAUAAUAAUAAUAAUAAUAAUAAUAAUAAUAAUAAUAAUAAUAAUAAUAAGAAGAAGAAGAAGAAGAAGAAAGGAGGCAUUCUCUGAGGGUAGUAGCAUUGAAUAUUAUAGCUGUUUCAACGGCAUUUAAUUUAUAUAGAAUCUUCUCAAUUCUUUUUGUUUUAUCUCAUCAGCAUGCAGCUGGUAUAUUAGGUAUCCUAAAGACGUACUUACGAAACCUGAUAUACCAGCUACAUGCUGAUGAGAAAAAGGCAAUAAGAAGAAUUGAGAAGAUUCUAUAUAAAUAAAAUGCC
Macrobrachium nipponense is the source of this 3002-nucleotide messenger RNA. RefSeq names its product organic cation transporter protein-like. The transcript has 10 exons. Bases 1 to 1701 code for a protein of 566 amino acids. NCBI's taxonomy places the organism in Eukaryota, Metazoa, Arthropoda, Malacostraca, Decapoda, Palaemonidae. Gene Ontology annotation, molecular function: transmembrane transporter activity. The record is from RefSeq and is a predicted model, not a curated record. Gene Ontology annotation, biological process: transmembrane transport. Gene Ontology annotation, cellular component: membrane.